AAGUUCCAUUCACUGGUUCACACAUACAAAAGAAAGAUCACUGAAUGCGAAACAUAAAAAGCCAUAUGCGUGGAUGUUUACAACUACAAAUCCUAGAGGUCAACAUAGACCUCGCGGGACCAUAAUUCACUACAGUUGCUAUGGACACUUAAAAGCACUCUGGGAGUUGUAGGUCAAAUAUUAUUCCAGCCUCAGUGACUAAAGCAACUUUUUAAAAAUCGUACUGUUUUAUCGGUCCUCUGAAUCAGUGUGCGAUUAAAUAAGAUCUGUCUGUAGUAGCUGUGUUAAUAUGCACCAAGUAUAUUCAGAUGCUGCCCAAAUUAACCGUAAAUGCAUAUUAAUGGCGUAUGGGGAUUGUAGUUUUUAUUUUCUGCUGAAGAGGACUUUCGGCAAUUCGUGCUGAGGGGAAAUUAUACAUUGAAUUGUUCAAGGCAGAGCGGUAUUCGUAAUAUCGAUUUAAAACUGAAAACGGCUGCUAAAUCUUUCUUAAAUAAUUUAUUUCAAAGUUUAUUUUACUCUAAUCUAUAUUUUCUAUUCAAUAUGUAACCAGGUGAAAUGCAUUCUUAUCAAUGCAACCCUGGUUUUUAUUUAUCUAAUGUAGGUCAAAUGAAUCGGACAAGAGCUGGUUCAUUGAAUUCCUUGACCAAAGCAGAAUGAUAUAGUGCGUAUCGAUUGUUUUCUUUUUUUUCUGCAUUUUAAUAAUCAAAUAAUCGGUCGUAUUUUGACACAGAAUGCGCAGGUGAAAGAGAGCGGAUUAAUCGGCGCAUUAAGGUACCCGGGCUCUGACACCAGCUGUCAACACUGCAAUGCUAUUUUUCCUUUUUUUAAAUAAAAAAAGGCGAGCUGACACUUUGAUUCAAGACGUCGAACACAUGUAAUCAUUUUAUACAAUCCCUUCACUCCCGAGGACGGUCGAGUCAGUUGCGAUCGAAUGUUUUCCCUCUGAUUACUUUUUUUUUUCUUUUUCGGUGCCCUCGGGUAACAACUAAGUUCUACCUGACAGCGACUGGCAGUGGGGGGAGGUACACCUGAGGCGAGUGACAGCUGCGGGGCAGCGAUCGCACAAGCGACGGAGAACACGCACACGCAGCCGGAGCCGUCGGAGACAAUGCAGCCUGACUGCAAUGUCUAAGGCCGCUGUGAAGAAGCACCACUGGCGCUCUAAGGUGCAGGAGAGCUUUGUGCCCCUCGGUGUGCCUUCAGGGGAGUUGGGUGUCGCCAUAGGUGGUGGGGCAGAUUAUGGAGAGUUCCCAUUCGUUACCACCACACAAGGAGGUGGGCCUAGCCUGGGAGAUCUCAUUCUGGAGAUUGGAGGCACGCCGGUGAUGGGGUUAACCCUUGGUGAUGUCAGAGGAGUCCUAAAUAGCUGCCCACACCCUGUCCGUAUCAAGACAGUUUCACAAGGGGCCACUCUGUGUAAAGACCUGAGACUAUACCUGAGUAAAUGUUUCACACCUGGAUCUGUGGACUCUCAGUUACAACAGGUGAUUCGGGAAAACCUGUACCUUCGAGCUGUGCCAUGCACUACUAGGCAGCCACGGGAAGGUGAGAUACAAGGGGUGGAUUAUAACUUUGUCUCUGUGGAGGACUUCUUUUCUCUCGAGGAAGCGGGCUCUCUCCUUGAAAGUGGCAAGUUUAAAGGGAAUUACUAUGGAACGCCACGGCCAGUUCAUAUCAGCCUGGACAGUCCCCCUAUUUCAUAUCAGGAGCAUCGAAACUUGCUGCAGAAGUUUAAAAUGAGAUGCAAGUCACUUAGCAACCUGGAAAAAGCGGGAGAAGAUGAGGAUUACAGUGAGGAAGACUCCGGACUGUCAGGGGGCUCAACAAUUAACAACUCCGCUCCGAUGGGCCGCUCUCCCAGUCAGUCACGGGAGUCCAGUGCAGGGGAUGGAAGCACAGUUGACAAUGGCCAUGAAUCGCUGCCAGACAACUGGGAGAUGGCAUUCAGUGACAAUGGAGAGCCAUACUUCAUUGACCACAACUCAAAAACUACUACAUGGCAGGACCCCAGAAUCCAAGGAAAGGACAACCAGAACAAUUCAGAAAAGAUGACCAUGUUCACAGACAACCCCUCUGAGCUAAAAGGCUACUCCAUUCAUACACGCCUCUGCAAGGGUCCUCGUGGCUUUGGCUUCAACAUUGUGGGAGGCAGUCGACCUCAGGAGUUUCUGCAGGUGUACAGCGUCAGCCCUGGAGGACCUGUGUCUUUACAGACAGCUGAUAUCUUGGUCUUCAUCAAUGAAACCUGUGUUUUAGGAUUGUCACAUAAGGAUGUUGUUGAAAUGCUCAAAUCAGUUCCAGUCGGGCACAGCGUGAAUUUGGUAUUGCGACGAGGUUAUCCAAUGUUGUACAACCCAGAUGGUUUCCCAAAGACCAAAGUAGAGACCCCCUUAAUGAGUGAAACCCUACAACCUGAAGAGAGGUUAUCCAAUGCUUCUAUCAGUGUAAAUGGAUAUCCCACAACACCUACCAGUCAGCAGGAAACCACCCUGGAUAGCAUCAAUAACAACAAGCAGCCUUCAUCUGAAGUGACACUCGGUCAAAUAUCCGGACAUCUGGUUGUCACUCACACAGAGGAGCUGACAUCCAGUUCAGAAAGUGCAGUCAAUGUGCUGUCUCCCUGGGAGCAAAGGCCCAAUCAAGUUCAGUCACAGAACCAGAACAACAACUCAUUACUGGCUGUUGUUCCACCAGCUGUUGCUUGUACUGCCAACAAAAUCCCACAUGGAGCACAAAAAAGUGUCCUGACAGCAGAAGUAAAAAAUAGCAGACCAACAGCUCCUGAUGUUGGUUCAUUCACCCAAUCAACACAGCAGUCAUUUUCAGGAGGCUCUGUGGAAUGUGCGGAGAUGGACUGUGGUGCCAGAGGCUGUGCCUUUGAUGGCUGUCCAGGCAAUAGCUACCCAACUUCAUAUGCACAAGUGCCACCAGUGACUAGAGAGCUCAUCCCUGUGCCAAUUAGCCACAGCGAGAAGGGACCAGGCUUCUCUGUAAUCGCAGGUGGGACAGGAGGUCGCACGGUAGUGGUGAGCCGGGUAUGGGACCACAGGCAGUGCCGAUGCUUGGAGCAAGGUGAUGCCAUCAUGAAAAUCAAUGGAGCUGACAUUCAGUGCCUCACUGCUGCCCAGGUGGAGAGGGUCCUGCAAGAGCAGAUACGACAGGGAGACGUGGUGCUCUUGGUCUACCGUGAUGUUUCUCCAGGGACUGGAGCUUCAAUGCAUGUCACAGGAACGCAGUCUAGUGGACACAGUCCCACAGACCCUGGCCUGAGAGGUGCACCACCAAGUGUCAGCUGUGGAGCAGAUACAUCCACUGAGCUGAAAAAGCACAGUCCUGAAGAUCUCCUUUUAGCUGUUCCAUCAGGUCAACUUCUUCUAUGUAGCCCUACACAGGAGGGCAUGAAGUCACCACUGGACUUAGUAAAGAGUACCAGCUUCCUAGAUCCGGUUCCAGUCACUCUCACCCUGGAACCACGUGACUGGAUGACACCACCUGCCAAAAAUCCUGAACCUGAGGCAAAAGAGGAAAAUGAGAAGGAAAAAGAAAAGGAGAAGGAGAAAGAUGCUUCCUGGCAGGUCGCAAAGGUUGAGAGCCGCUCACCAACUGAGCCCUGGGCACAAGAGGCACGGGAGAUAGAGCUGCUGCGUCGGCCAGACGAAGGUUUUGGAUUUGUCAUCGUCACUCGAGAUGCUAAAAAUGGUCAAGCUGACUCUCUGUUACCUCACAAGAUAAGCAAAAUUCAGAAGGGAAGCCCUGCUGACCGAAGUGACCGAUUAAAGGUGGGGGACCGCCUAGAAGGUGUAGAUGGUCACUCUAUCCUCACCAUGCCUCACAGAGACAUUGUGGAGCUGUUUCGGAAGGCAGGCAACUCCAUUCGCUUGCGCAUCAUUCCCCACAGCAGCACCAAUUCUUCAAGUCUGUCUGAAUCCACUGAUGUUGAAGGAGACUGUAGAGGUCACAGGAGUCAGAGGUCACGAUCAAAGGAUUCACGAUAUUACACCGUGGACUUAGAGAGGGGUCCCACAGGGUUUGGAUUCAGUCUUCGAGGUGGCAGUGAGUACAACAUGGGACUUUAUGUCUUGGGACUAAUGGAAGGAGGACCAGCCUCACGAAGUCGUAAAAUCCAGAUCAGUGAUCAGCUUGUGGAGAUCAAUGGAGAAAACACAGCUGGCAUGACUCACACCCAGGCAGUGGAACAGAUCCGGAGAGGGGGCAGUCGCAUCCACCUCGUCCUUAAGAAAGGGAAUGGAUAUGUACCACACUAUGGCCCUGACAAAAAGGGAGACCUCUCGUCCACUGCCAAAUCUGGGCUCAUCCGUGGCAUUCAGUUCAAAAUCCAGCAGGGUGUGGCUUCAAUAGCUCACCAUGCUGGUAUUGCUUCCUCCAGUAACAAGCACUGCUCCAAGACUCCGCCGGAAUUAAGGAGAGGGGAUAGCAAUCAACCCUGGCAGUCACCUGCUGAAAAUCAUUGUGAGGGGAAAGAAUUGAAGAAAAAGAAAAAAGGGCAGAGUGCAACUGCAGAGCCCAAUAUUAGUGCAUCUAACGUAGAGCCCGAUUGGUGGAGGCAGUGGGAUUGUUUGCAAAGUAGGCUGAAAGAGAAAGGAACCAGUUGCACCCUGAAAGAGGAUCCCCGAGACAUUUUGUCAGACAACAGUAAAGAGAAGGAAGCAUACUGUGUUUUGGGAAGAAACCUUGAAAAUGACAGGGAUGUUGGACUAUUUGCAAAUAUUGAGAAAGACAGAAAACAAAAAGACUGGAGACCCAUGAAGAGAGAUGAAUUUGGAGAGAAACUGGGAGGACACAAAGAUGGAAAUGAAGGCGCUAUCAAGCAGAGCAGGAACCGAGAUGAGAGUUGUCUUGAGGAUAGGGUUGAAGAUAGAGUGAGAGAGAAAAGGGAGAGAUCUGGGGACCGACGUCAGGACAGUAGGGAAAGAACUGGAGACAGACACAAAUACAAAUCCAGAGACCGAGAUGAGGCCUGGGAGGAACCCGAUGAACAUGGACGAGGUGACCCAGAUGGGGAUGGAUUCCAAGAGGUGGGUAGAAGCAGGCCUUGUAGCAGAAAUUUAGAUUAUAAAAACGGAGGACAAAAGCCAGGUGACCCUAGCGAUAAAAGCAAGAUGGAAGUCCAGCAAGAGAUAACCAAUAGACAUACAACAAGGAAGUCUGCAAAUAAGCAGUAUAAUACCUCAGCUCUGCAGGCUGCUAAAUUGGAAGCACCUCCACAGCUUGAUACAUCCUCUCAAUAUGCGAUAAAAGACAAGACACCGAUUAAUGCCCAGAGUCCACUGCUCAGUGACCAACAAGACUCUGUAGCCUGUGUCAGCAUAUUGGAAGAGACAUGGAAUGAGCAACCCUCGGAAAAAGCAGAGUUGAAACCAGGGUUAGGAUGUUUGGGCAGACAGAUCUCCAUGGUGUCACCUGUGCAAAAUGAAAUGGGUGGAAGCAUGGAAGAAGGAGAGGCUCAGGCAAGGAAGACAAUGCUACCUGGUCCAUGGCUAGUCCCCAGCAAGGAAAAACUCUUGGAGGUUCUUGGCUCAAACAGACUGAAAUGAAGAGAAGUGAGACUGCAGGGAAAAAAAUGAAAAGCCAUUCUAAACUUUUCCUAAUGCUCAGACAGCCUUGAGAAUGACUUUGGAUGCCACAGAGCUGUUUUCAAACAAUACCUAAAGAUGUGCAUCACAUCCACUUGUUUAGCAGUUGCACGUCUAUGCAGAGCUUAUGACUAACGUGGGAAAAGCUGUACUGUAGCUUAUGUUAAUUUAAGGUUUGAUUUACCUAAGGCAGCCAUUUGUCAGCUGUACUUAAUUGUCAGCUAAUGUGUGGAUUGUUCAGGGGGAAACUGCCACUUUAGCAGGAUGGCUGGCACAACCAUUCAGUGUCCUUGUAGUAUCCAUCCACAUAGUCAAUCCAUGUCAAGUAUUGCUAGCCAUGCCACCAGGGCUUCUACAGUUUACUCUUUCUUUCAAGGCAAUGAGAAGAAAAUGUUAGAAUGAAAACAUGUCUCAGGACUGCCUAUAACUUGAGGGUAUAUCAAAAUGCGUUGCCUUUAAAAGUCCAAAAUACCUAUGCCUAGUAUUGCACAUCAACUCCAGAUAUGAUACUUGAGUCACUUCUUCAUGUCGUUGAAGUAAAUCCACAUCCAAGGCCUGAGUGAAACAUGUUGAAGAAAUAAUUCAUGUGGUUUUUCAUUCUGACCAAAUUACUAAACAGAAGCAGAUUUCAGCCAUUUUAUCAAAAGAACAUAUUAACUAAAUUCAGACCCUUCUUCAUCUUUUCUUUCCUUCUAAAUAUACAUUUUACAGUAAGAAGAUUUACCAUUAGUACUGUCUAGUGUGCCACAUGUGUUCAUUUGUCACGAAGAAAAUGAAGAACCCGAACAACAGCAAAUGCAUCCAUUCAUCCAUCCAUCAUCCAACCAGCUAUAUCCUAACUACAGGGUCACGGGGGUCUGCUGGAGCCAAUCCCAGCCAACACAGGGCACACGGCAGGAAACAAACCCCAGGCAGGGUGCCAGCCCACCGCAGGGCACAGCAAAUUCAUAAAAAUUGUAUUCAAUCACAUAAAGCACUAAGAUGUUUACUGACAAUUGAGUGUGAAAAUUAAAUUGAGAUCUUACAACAGGGAAGAUAAGUACUGAACACGUGAACAUUUUUCUCAGUAAAUAUAUUUCUAAUGGGGUUAUUGACUUGAACUUUUCACCAGAUGUCGGUAACAACACAAG
Molecule: messenger RNA, 6724 nt
Organism: Polypterus senegalus (gray bichir)
Lineage: Eukaryota; Metazoa; Chordata; Cladistia; Polypteriformes; Polypteridae
Product: membrane-associated guanylate kinase, WW and PDZ domain-containing protein 3-like
Exons: 16
Coding region: 1125-5555 (1476 amino acids)
Biological process (GO): signal transduction
Cellular component (GO): cytoplasm
Molecular function (GO): protein binding
Source: RefSeq, a predicted model, not a curated record